Molecule: messenger RNA, 1609 nt
Organism: Prorocentrum cordatum
Lineage: Eukaryota; Dinophyceae; Prorocentrales; Prorocentraceae
Source: the annotation of a GenBank genome assembly
AGCAUUGCGCAGGCUCAUGAGGUAGAGGUUCACAUUGGUUUCUCCAUGACCACUCCGACUUGCCUAAGCCACCUACGCGCAGCAUGCGUAUUUCGGUGAUCACUUGCAGCGGGCGCGAGCUUGUUGCCUUAAACGCAGACCCGUCAUGGCAUGUCCACGACGUACUCGCUGCGACACCUGGGCAGGAUACACCCGAUUGUAGUAAGCGCAUCUUCUUCGAGAACGCAGAGCUAACUGGGAGCACCACUUUAGGUGAGAUCGGAGUUGCAAGUGGGAGCGAGUUGACCCUCGUGGUGACACCCAUAUUGUACGUGGUUACCGGAUGCCCUAAUAAUUUAGUAAAAGUGUGGUCUGCUGUCUCUGGCGAGCGCAUUCGCACACUAGACGGCCACCAGGCCCCCGUGCGGUCUAUUGUGUUUUCGCCAAGUGGCUUGGAGGUUUCGACUUCGUCGAACGAUGGCACAGUGAAGAUUUGGUCCGCGACCUCUGGUGAAUGCCUUCGAACGUUGAAGCACGACUGUCAUGUGCUGUCGUCUGCAUUUUCACGUGACGGGCAGUUGGUGCUGACUAUUUCGGGCAAUGGCAUUUCAAGGGUAUGGUCGGCCGCCUCCGGGGAAUGUACGUGGGCACUGGAGCAGCCCGCUCGCGUGUGGUCCGCAGCAUUUUCUCCCGACGGGCAGCAUGUGCUAGCUAUCUCUGGCAUCGGCACCGCAUCGAUGUGGUCCAUUGCUCUUAGAGAAUGCGCAUGCACACUGGAGGGCCACCACAGCUGGAUGAUGCCGGCCGUGUUCAAUUCAGAUGGCACCGAGGUGUUGACCGCUGUCGCAGAUGGCGGAGUCGUCAUCCUCUCCACUGUCUCAGGGAAGAUCCUGCGCGCUCUGGACGGCCACCGCUGCUGGGUGAACUCGGGGGCAUUCUCGAAGGACGGGCGGGCAGUGCUCACCGCCUCGGACGAUGGCACGGCGAAGAUCUGGCGCACCGCCUCCGGCGAGUGCUCGCUCACGCUGGCGGGCCACCGUGGCUGGGUGAAGUCCGCCGUGUUCUCGCCGGCCGGCCAGGAGGUGCUGACCGCAUCGAACGACGGCACUGCGAGGAUCUGGUGCGCUGCCUCCGGGGAGUGCUUGUGCACGCUGCAGGGCCACCGCAGCUGGGUGAACUCUGCCGCGUUCUCGCCGGAUGGGCAAGAGGUGCUGACCACGUCGAAGGAUGGCACAGCAAAGAUUUGGUCUGUAGCUCUCGGCAGGUGCUUGCAUACGGUAGAGGGGCAUGUUGCCAGCUUCUCGUCGUGUACGCCGCCCUAGGGCUGAAGCCCAGCACCGGCAGGGAUGCGAUCCGCACUGGCGGCGGCGAUCAUAUCCGACCGAUGCUGCAGCGCCUCGUUGGCCCAAUCGUCUCGCUUCGCACGCUUCGAUGUCGUGCGAGGGCUCCUGCAGUUCAGCUUGGCGCUGCGCGGGCCACCGGGUCCGGCCUGCCCCGGCGAGGUCGGGGCUCCGCCCGUAGCCAGGACGACCCCGAGGCAGAGGAGGCGGAGACACUCCCCGCUCCCCAGACAUCCGACGUCUCGAUUUUUUCGAGACGCGGGCCCCCGACCUCCCGACCACUUCCCUGG